Messenger RNA from Pygocentrus nattereri (red-bellied piranha), 8691 nucleotides. It is a transcript of the gene flnbb, whose product is annotated as filamin B, beta (actin binding protein 278). The record is from RefSeq and is a predicted model, not a curated record. NCBI's taxonomy places the organism in Eukaryota, Metazoa, Chordata, Actinopteri, Characiformes, Serrasalmidae. The transcript is spliced from 53 exons. Gene Ontology annotation, biological process: actin cytoskeleton organization. The coding region runs from base 17 to 8482 and encodes 2821 amino acids. Gene Ontology annotation, molecular function: actin filament binding.
GAUUUGGCAGGCAGAGAUGAGUGACUUUGUCAACAGUGUGACUGCAGCUCAGAUUAACCUAUCAGAUGAUGCACCAUGGAAGAAGAUACAGAAGAACACCUUCACACGCUGGUGCAAUGAGCACCUGAGAUGUGUUGAUAAACAGAUAAAUGACCUCCGCUUUGACCUGAGUGAUGGCCUGAACCUCAUCUCCUUACUAGAGGUUCUGAGCCACAAGAGGAUGUUCAGAAAGUUUCAUGCACGACCCACACUUAGGCAACUUAAGCUGGACAACGUUUCAGUAGCUCUGGAAUUUUUGGACCGUGAAAAGAUCAAGUUAGUGUCUAUAGACAGUAAGGCUAUAGUGGAUGGAAAUCUGAAGCUCAUCCUGGGGCUGGUCUGGACUCUCAUCCUGCACUACUCCAUCUCUAUUCCUGUGUGGGAGGAUGAGGCCAGUGAUACAGUCACAAAACUCACCCCGGAAAUGAAGCUGCUCGGAUGGAUCCAGAGUAAAGUGCCUGAGCUGCCCAUCACCAACUUCAGCCAGGACUGGCAGGACGGCAAAGCAUUGGGAGCUCUUGUAGAUGGUCUUGCACCAGGCUUGUGUCCAGACUGGGAGAGCUGGAAUGCAGUCCAGAGAGUUACUAACACCAGGGAGGCCAUGCAGCAGGCAGAUGACUGGCUAGGAGUACCGCAGCUCAUUGCUCCAGAGGAAAUCCUUGACCCUGGUGUGGAUGAACGGUCAGUCAUGACUUACCUGUCCCUUUUCCCCAAGGCCAAGCUAAAACCUGGAGCUCCACUCAAACCAAAGAUCGUGCCUAAACCUAAAGCCUGUCGUGCCACUGGACGAGGGCUGCAGGCCAGAGGCCUUAGAGUGGGUCAGUUGGCUGACUUUAAGGUUGACACCCACAAGGCUGGACCUGGAAACCUGGCAGUUCACAUUCGCGAGCCCACUGGUAAUGAAGUAGCGGUGAAGCAGAGGGAGGUACUGGAAGGCAUUUACGGCUUUGAAUACAUGCCCGGUGAUGAAGGGGACUACACUGUGGACAUUACCUGGGCUAAUAAGCACAUCCCAAAAAGCCCUUUUAAGGUCCAUGUUGGGCCCAAAGCUGGUCAGCAGAAGAUUAGAGCCUGGGGUCCUGGACUGGAAGGAGGAACUGUGGGGAUGCCUGCUUCAUUCCUUGUAGAGGCCAGUGGUGUUGUAGCUGGUAUGCUAGGUUUUGCCAUUGAGGGCCCGUCUCAGGCCAAAAUUGAGUGUGAUGAUAAAAACGACGGCUCAUGCUUUGUGAGAUUCUGGCCCACUGAAGCAGGGGAAUAUGCUGUACAUGUGAUGUGUGAUGAUGAGGAAAUAGAGGACAGUCCUUUCAUGGCUUGUAUAGCACCUAAGAAAAAAAGCUUCAGCCCAGACAAGGUUAAAGUAUAUGGUGCAGGAGUUUCUCCAGCUGGAGUUUUGAUGAACUGUCAGGCAGAAUUCACUGUUGAUGCCACUCAAGCUGGUGAAGGAGUGCUCAAAAUCUUUAUACAGACGCUGGAAGGAAGCUGUAUAAAAGUGGAUGUGAUUUGUGAAGAGGCUGGCAUUUAUAACUGCUCCUAUACUCCCACUACUAUCUGCAAACACUCCAUCGUUGUGUCUUGGGGAGGAGUAUCUGUUCCUGGCAGUCCUUUUGCAGUAAUGCCUCACAAAAUUAAAAUUGAACCAUGUACUGGAAGCUGGAGUCCUGGAUCAGAGAUAAACUACUUUGAUGAGGAGAUGGACACUGAUCAGGUCACUGAAGUAAACAUGAAGGCUGGAAAGGGGAGCAGACUGGAUAUUGACGUAGUCAGCCCCUUAGACUUCCCUACUAAUGCCACAAAGGUGAAGGCUUAUGGGCCAGGUUUAAGGGGUGGCCUGCUGGGGCAGCGGGCAGAAUUUACCAUCGACACAAGAGAAGCAGGCAGUGGAAGACUCACCGUCACAAUGGAGGGACCAUGUCAGGUUACUCUGCAGUGUAUGGACAAUGAGGACGGCACCUGUGCUGUGUUCUAUCUGCCUGCUGAGCAUGGGGAACACACAAUCAGAAUCUUCUUUGACAAUUCACAAAUCCCUGGUUCCCCAUUUCUCCCUGUGGUGCAUCUUCCCUUAGACCCUUCUAAAGUAACAGUGUCAGGCCCUGGUUUGACCAAAGGGAAGGUGGGGGAACCUUGUAUGGUGAACAUAGACUGUGCUCUGGCAGGGUCAGGUGACCUCUCUGUGGAGGCUGUCUCUGACUCAGGAGCCAUAGCUAAGACUGAAGUGCAGGAGAAUAAAGACGGCAGCUACACAGUCGUUUACGUUCCCCUCACUGCUGGUGUCUACACACUUCUUCUGAAAUACGGAGGCCAAGUGGUGCCAAUCUUCCCUGCAGGAAUUGUGGUGGAACCAGCUGUCUAUAAAAGCCAUGUUAAACUAACAGGGCAAGGAGACCUGGCGAAUGCAGCAGGGAACUGUGAUCCAAGCCAAGUACUUGCAGAUGGUCUAGGGCUUUUCCAAGGCCUUGCUGGACAUCCCAACAAGUGUUACAUAAACACUAGAGGAGCUGGAAAUGGCCAUCUUGAAGUAACAAUAGAUGGUCCAUCUGAGUCCAAGGUGUCAUGCAAGGACAAUGAAGAUGGCAGCUACACUAUGGAAUACAUUCCAUCUGCAGCUGGCCAGUAUGACAUUAAUAUCACCUAUGGAGAGAAGAGCAUUCCAGGUAGUCCAUUUAAAGUAACAGUGAAGGAUGUUUCAGCCACCAGUGCAGAAAUAGCUGGACCACGGAUUUGUGCCCAAAGUUCUCAGAAUUUCACGUUUGACAGCAAGAAAACUGGCAAUAUACCAGAGACUGUGACUGUGAUAAGUCCUCAAGGUAAGUCUGAGCUGAUGGAUCUCAAGGACAAUGGAGAUGGGACCUACACAGUGAACUUUUCCCCUUCUGUGGAAGGCCCUCACUCUCUGAUGGUCAGAUAUGCUGAGGAUGAUUCAUUCUGCAGUCAUGUUAACUUCCACGUACUGCAAAGACCAGCUGCUGGUGGAGAGAAGGCCAAAAAUCAAAGCCCCAGGAGAGAGAUGAACAUUUCUGGAGAAGGUUUGGAGUCUGGGAUGUGCAAUAAAACUCCUCAGUCUUUUACCAUCAGCUGCAGUGCCACUGGAAAGGCACCAGAGACUGUUGCUAUUGCCAAACCUGAUGGUACAGUUGAGGUGCUUGAACUGACUGACAAUGGAGAUGGAACCUAUACAGUUACCUGUUCCCCAACCACAGGUGGCUCACACUUACUGGCAGUAAAAUAUACAGAUGAGGAGGCCUUUAGUAGUCCCUAUGAAUUCCAUGUGCUGGAUGCUGAGUAUCCUUUGCAAAGUAUUGUUACUGCACCAGGUUUGGUGUCUGGAAUUUGUACUCAAACUCCUCAAGUGUUCACAAUUGACUGCAGAGAACAUGGGAAGCUGCCUACUUCUAUCACUAUGAUGAAUUCCAAAGGUUUGAUUGAAUUACUUGGUGUUGAAGACAAUGGUGAUGGGACCUGCACAGUGAGCUAUUCUCCUUCUGUUGAAGGCCCUCACUCGUUAAUGGUCAAAUAUGGAGAUGAUACUGCAUUUAGCAGUCCUUUCAAGUUUCAAGUGCUGCCCAAACAUGAUGGCAGCUUUGCUCAAGACUGCAGGAGUAAGAAGGACAAACAUGGACCAGGCUUGGAGGGAAAAUAUUGUGCUAAAACUCCUCAAAAUUUCACAAUUGGCUGCAGCAGUGCUGGAGCAGCACCAGAGACUGUUGUCAUUGUGAAUCCUGGUGGUUCAGUUGAUCUGGCCGAAGCAACAGAUAAUGGAGAUGGAACUUACAGUGUGGUCUACUGCCCCUACAUAGAUGGCCUUCAUUCUUUAGAAGUGAAAUAUACAGAUGAGGAUGCUUUUAGUAGUGCAUUCAAGUUCCACGUACUCCCUACAGAUGAUAUGACUAAUGUAAAGAUCUCAGCACCAGAGGUGGAGUCAAGGAUUUGCACCCAAAGAUUUGCACCCACUGGAAAAGUUCCACAGUCUUCAGUUGCGAUUACUCCGAAAGGGCUAAUGAAUGUAGGAGUGACUGAGAUGAUGGUGGAUGAAAGCAGUGUAGAUGAGACCUUCGUAGUGAGCUGCUUACCAACCACUACAGAUCCUCACUCUUUAAUGAUGAGAUAUGCAGAGGAUAAUCCAAACUCUAGCCCCUGCAGUUUCCAAGUGCUUCCCAAACCUGAUGCUUCGGAGAGCAAAAUAAGUAGGAUCGUGGACAUUUCUGGACAAGACAUGGCAGGAUGGUCUGCUAAACCAGAGUCAAAGGUGAAGUUCUCUGGGACAGGAAUGAAGUCUGUCUUAUGUAGUCAGGCACCACAGACGUUCACCAUAGACUGUAGCACAACUGGGGAGACACUCAAGUCAGUGGCUAUUGUGACACCAAAUGGUAAGACUGAACUGGUGGAGGUCAAAGACAAUGGAAAUGGGACUUAUACAGUGAACUUUUCUCCUUCUGUGGAAGGCCCUCAUUCUAUAAUGGUCAAAAAUGCAGAGGAUGAGUCUUUAAGCAGAGCCUUCAAGUUUCAAGUGCUUCCGGUUCUUGAAGCUGGAGACCAGAAUAUGCCAAUUCAGGAUCUAAAAGUGUCUGGCCAAGAACUGAUGGGUGCCAUCUAUCAGAACAUCCCUCAGACAUUCACAAUAGACUGUAACAACACUGGGGAGGUACCAGAGAUUGCUGUAGUGGUAAAACCUGAUGGCACAAUUGAUCUCCUUAAGGUGCAUGACAAUGGAGAUGGAACAUGCACUGCUGCAUAUGCCCCUUCCAUGGAGGGCUCAUAUUCUUUUGUCCUUAAAUAUGCCAAAGAGGAAUCUUUUUGCAGAGCCAUUGGGUUUCAAGUGCUUCCCACAGAGAAGACUCAGAUAAAGGUUACUGGGCCAGGUCUGGAGUCAGGGAUACAUGCGCAACAACCUCAGAUGUUCACAAUUGACUGCAGCCUAACAGGAGUUCCAGAAGGUGUGGCCAUAAUAUGUCCUAAUGGUACAACUGAAAUGCUACAGGCUAAAGACCAUGAAGAUGGGACUUAUUCAGUCAGCUUCUUUCCAUGUAUGGAGGGUCCUCAUGGAUUGCUGGUGAAAAUUGCAGGAGAGGACAAAUACUGCAACCCUUUAGGGUUCCAAGUACUUUCAGCUGAGGCAGUGAAAGAGGUGCAGGUCAGUGGACCAGGCCUGGACUCUGGCAUCUGUAGCCAAAGUCCGCAGACUUUCGUGAUAGACUGCCGCAAGACAGGAGACACACCACAGGUUAUAUCCAUACUCACACCAUAUGGUUUGAUGGAGCAGCUUGAAGUUAAAAACAAUGGAGAUGGCACUUAUAUAGUGAACUACUCACCCUCUGUUGAUGGGGUUCACUCUUUGAUGGUUAAACAUGUGACAGAUGAUUCAUACUGCAGCCCCUUCAGGUUCUAUGUGCUGCCCAGUACUAAUGCUGACACAGACCAUGACCUGGUGGAGGAACUGAAGAAAAAGACUGGAAUAUAUGGACCUAGCCUGGAGUCAGAAAUCUGCGCUAGAACUCCUCAAACAUUCACCAUUGACUGCAGCAGCACAGGAGAAGCACCAGAGACUGUUGCUGUGGUGAAGCCAGAUGGUACAGUCAAACUUGUUGACAUAUCAGACAAUGGUGAUGAAACUUAUUCUGCGGCUUACUCACCCGUCGUGGAAGGCUCUCACUUCCUAAUGGUCAAAUACACGGAUGAAGAUGCAUUUAGAAGUCCCUACGAGUUCCAAGUAAUUCCAAAGGAUGACAAAGAAGAGAUGAAGAUUUAUGGCCUCGGCCUGGAGUCAGGAAUUUGUUCCCAGGUUCCUCAGACGUUCAGAAUCAACAGCAGUCAAACGGGGAAGCCCCCAGAGACUGUGGUUCUGAUGACUCCAAAUGGUGAGACUGAGCUGGUGGACAUCAAAGACAAUGGAGAUGGAACCUACAGAGUGAACUGUUCUCACUCUGUGGAAGGCCCUCACUCUUUGAUGGUCAAAUAUGCAGAUGACGAGUCUUUUAUCAGCUCAUCGAAGUUCCACGUCUUGCCUACAAAUAAACAGAAAGGAGGAAUUGAAGAGCAGAGAGACAUCAUAGAGAUUUCAGACCAGAAAUUAAAUCCCAGAAUCCAUAUUGAAAUUUCCCACACUUUUGCUUUAAAAUGCAGCAGCACUGGAGCAGCACCAGAGACCGCGGCAGUAGUCAAACCUGAUGGUACUAUAGAUCUUCUAAAAGUACUAGACAAUGCGGAUGGGACAUAUCACGUAACCUACACUCCAUCUGAGGAGGGUGCACAUUCUCUAGUUGUCAGACAUGCUGGUGAGGAGGCUUUCUGUAGUCCAACCGUGUUUAAUGUCCUGCCUCAGCAUGAUCUAACCACAGAAACGGCCCUGGAUAGCAAAGUUUUGGGCAGAGAAUUGACACCUUUAGGCUUCACAAAUCAAGCAGGACUCAUGAUGUUUGACAUGGUGAUGCAAUUGGGGGAAGGCGAAAUCUCAGGCAAGGUGAUCAUGCCUUCUGGAAUGACAGCACAACUUGACAUCAUUGAAAGUGGUGAUGGCACCAUUACACUAAAGUUCAGUCCCACAGAAGAGGGUCUACAUCAUGUUCUCAUUAAAUCUUGUGCAGCUGAUAUACCAGAGCUCUCUCUGCAGUAUUAUGUGAACAGUUCCAUGAACCGCUGUGUGAAAGCUCAUGGCCGUGGGCUGGUGUAUGGAGUUACACAUGAAACAGCAGCCUUUACCAUUUACCAUGAGGAUACAGCUAUAGGAGAACUGGACAUUACAGUCGAGGGAGCGUCUGAAUCAGAGGUGUGCUGUUUUGACAAUAAAGAUGGCACCUGCACUGUGACGUACCUGCCAACACAACCUGGCGAAUACAAGAUCCACGUCCGGCAUAAUGACAUGCAUAUCAGUGGCAGCCCUUUUAAAGCUAAGAUCACUGAUGGCAGCCUGAGGAAAUCUCAGGUUAAACUUGGCACUGCAGUGGACUUUGCUCUGGACAUUACAGAGGAGGACAUCAGUCUGCUCACUGCAAGCAUCUCAUCACCCACAAGACAAGAUGUGCCCUGUUCGCUAAAGAGGCAACCUGACAGCCAUAUUGGUAUAUCGUUCAUUCCUAGAGAGGUGGGAGACCAUCUGGUGAGCAUUAAGAAAGAUGGGAAGCAUGUGAGAAGCAGCCCGAUCCCUGUGUGCAUUAACCUGUCAGACAUAGGUGAUGCCAGCAAGGUAAAAGUGUUCGGACCAGGCCUGCACAGUGGACGCACUAACCACAUAUCUGAGUUUGUGGUCAACACACGGGAUGCUGGCUAUGGUGGUCUGACUGUUGCCAUUGAGGGCCCAACUAAUGUGGUCAUUCACACAGAGGAGUUAGAAGAUGGAGCCUGUAGAAUAUCAUACUGCCCAAGCAAACCAGGCACCUACAAAGUGUUUAUCAGAUUCUCUGACGUACACGUACAAGGGAGCCCUUUCUUAGCAGAAGUGUCAGAUGGUGAACUGAUGAGACAGAGCAUUACUCACUACCAGAAACCCCCCUUGACUGCCAAUAUAGGCAAAGAAUGCAGCUUAACAUUCAAGAUAUCUGGAAUUGAUAUGGAGACCAUGGCUGCCAAAGUGUCUGCUCCUUCAGGGAUGGCAGCAGAAGCUAUGGUCACUGCAACAGACAGGGACACCUAUGCAGUGAGCUUUGUGCCAGAGGAGAUGGGUGUCUACAGUGUGAGCAUGAAGAGCCGUGGCCAGGAGAUUGAAGGCUCUCCUCUACAGUACACUGUUGGACCUCUUGGGGAGGGAGGCGCAGCCAAAGUUCAGAUGUGGGGACAGGGCCUCCAUGGGGCUCACGCAAAGAUACCAGCUGAUUUUAAUAUCUGGGCACGUGAGGCAGGAGAAGGCAGCCUGUGUGUCUCAGUGGAAGGGCCAGGACACACUGAACUCCACUUAGAUGAUCACAAAGACGGAUCCUGUAGUGUAUCCUAUACUGUCGAAGAGCCUGGCAACUACCAGGUGUCUAUCUUGUUUAAUGAGCAGCACAUUUCAGCAAGUCCUUUUCUUGUGUCAGUCAAUGCCCUCACUGAAAAUAGUGAGUAUUCUCUAGAAGGAUUAGAAAGACACAAGGCCACUGAUCAUGGGCUGAUGAGCAGUGGCUGUGCUGAAUCCUUGCAGCCUGGGUCAAGCCUAAACUCCACAUGCACCUGCAGUGCUGAGUCUAUUCUUUUGUCUAAUGUCUCUGAAAUCACCAGCCAUGGGCCAGGACUGAGUGAGGCUAGUAUUGGUCAGAAAAACACCUUCUAUGUGGACUGCAGUAAAGCUGGGAGAAAUAUGCUGUUUGUUGGCAUGCUUGGGCCCACAGUUCCCUGUGAGAGAGUGACGGUCAGACACUUGGGCAAAAAUCAGUACAGUAUCAACUACACUCUUAAAGAGAGGGGCAAAUAUAUAUUAGCAGUGAAAUGGGGGGAUGAGCACAUACCCGGCUCUCCAUUCCAUAUCAAUGUGUUAUGAAGGCUUCCAGACCUUUAAGGUUGUAUCAGCAUAUUUUAGUUACAUUUAAAUGGAUUGUUAAACAGUGUAAUCUGCAAACAAUUAAAAUUGCUGUAUAUCAAUAAAACAGGAGUACUCUAAACAAUAAAAGUGAAAAAAUGGUAAAAUACACUAUAUUUCCAAAAGUAUUUACUCACCCAUCCAAAUAAUUGAAUUCAGGUGUUCCAGUC